Ooceraea biroi (clonal raider ant) is the source of this 7252-nucleotide messenger RNA. RefSeq names its product ecdysis triggering hormone receptor (gene ETHR). Gene Ontology annotation, cellular component: plasma membrane. NCBI's taxonomy places the organism in Eukaryota, Metazoa, Arthropoda, Insecta, Hymenoptera, Formicidae. The record is from RefSeq and is a predicted model, not a curated record. Gene Ontology annotation, biological process: G protein-coupled receptor signaling pathway. Gene Ontology annotation, molecular function: G protein-coupled receptor activity.
AAGUUCGUGUGAAGCCCGAUCAAUUAUUUUUUAUAUCAUAUUGGACAUUAAUUAGAUAUUAACAAUGUUUCGUAGAUUGUAGUUGUAUGCAACAAUAGAAAUGAGGCAAAUUAUACAUUUUUAAAAAUUUUUGGAAUUUAUUCCAGGAACAUUCCAAACUUCAACUAAAUAUUUUUGUUAAAUUGCCGAAGCAUACCUAUAUGUGUACACCUGUGUGAAGAAAAGAAUGUAAAUAAUGAAUAAUACAGAUAACGAGAAAUAAGAUAACUUAUGAAUCAAUGAUACAAAUAUUAGAGGCAUGAAAAACGUUUUGUCUUUUUUUCAGUAUUUUGAUAUUAUUAUUUAAACGUCAAAUAAAGUCUCGCUUUUUUAUGUUUUUGAAGAGUUGGCAGCAAAGUUUGUGAAACGUAUAUUAUGAUUUAACAAUAAACAUAAUUUCGAAAAAAAAGUAAACGCGAUGAGCAAUGAAAAGCAAUUAUAUGUAUGCUUUCCGUAUUCAAAUCGUUUUAAAUUUGGGCUGGAAAGUUUUUUUCGCACGCGGCGUAUUCAUCCAACUUGGUGUCUUCGGAUUAUUACUUAUCCUAGUCAAUAUGCAAUAUUGUUUAACUGUAUAGUAUUUUUUUCCAGAUGUAGCUGAGAUGCGAAAAACCUUUUUUUCGCGAAGGAAUUCAAAAUUUACCCGAGAAAUAGCAGAAAAUCGCGAGAGCAAAUAUUUUGGUGACUAAAUUGUACUGCACAUAUUAUUCACCUAAAGCGAAAAACGUGCAAAACGUGACUGAAACUUUUGCUAGUACACCUAAUAAUAAAUAAAAACUAAUAAUAAAUAAUAAUUAAGUAUUGAAUUUUUCUUACAUGAACAUUUCUCUCCAUAAUACUGGAUUUCAACUAAAAUUUGCAGACGCGAAGGAAGAAAAGAAAUAUUGCUGUAAUGAGAAAAAGAGCGCGCGCAUGCUCCUGCCGAGAAGGAGGCGCGUUCGAGAGUUUGUGGGAAGUUGAGUUCCGUGUUUCAUUCAGUUUACCGGCACUAUUUGUGCGUUACGGUACGGAUUCGUUCCGCGGACGCAUUUUCAGAGCCUAAGCGGGUCGGUGAUCAGUGAGGUGACAGGAAACAUACGUUAGAUGCUCACGGUACUGAUACCGAGAUUAUAAUUUAGGAUAUCUCAGUGUGCGUUUCGUAUAAGAAGUCGCGAAAUGGUACGCUGCCGAAAAAGGCAUAUUUUGAACCAUUUAAUCAGAACAAUUCGACGAGAAUGAUAAUCGUACGUGCCGUACGUAUGAUAUUUAACAGUGGUGAUUUGCGCGCGUCAGUUUGAGUGAAUUUCAGUUCGACGAUUUGCUCAUGGUGAUAUUGAGGGAGACAGUUUGACGUGCCGCAAUAAAUUGCACCGACGCAGCUGAUUAAAUCGAAAAAUAAACUGUAUUCAAUUUUGAGAAAUGGCAAGCAACAACGAGCUCGUGUAUGACCGGAUUGAGUUGUCUGUUCGAAUAAAAGUGGAUUAUUGGCGAUUUAUAAAAGAUGGCAUCGCCAACGGUUCGUUAGAAUCACAUUAACGCGAUGCAUUCGCGAAGUUUCAGUGCCCAUAAGAAGAGGCGAUCGAAGAACUCGACUCAGAUCGCAUUUAAUCGACCGUGUAAUUAUUUGAAAUUUCAGCAAACUUGUUCAUUCUUCUUUACUAAUAAACAAUUGCAGUCUAUAGUAAUUAGCGUUCUAAUUAAUUAAUGCUUCAAUAAGCAUGAUUUUUCAGUAAAUCGUCGAAUCGGCGACUACAUCGUUAAUUUUAAUUUAAUUAAAGUCCUAAUUUGAAUUAAAGACUAACUAAUUGCGAUCUUUCGAUACCUCGAGAAAUCGAAAAUCACGAGAUUGGACAGAAUUCCGGCGAAAUGAUGCGAAAUUCCAUCAGUCGAAGGAAUUACGCGUGGAACGCACAGUCAAAUAGCGGUGAAUUUAAUUAUGCGAUGGUGAUCGACAAUUGCGUUCUCUUAGGAUGCAAAUGUGUCCAUAAUUACAGCAUUAUAGUGCACUUGUGUGUAAAAUUUCGUGAGACUCGAAAUCAAAUUUGGCAAAUAUUCUCGAAAUACUUCUGAUUUUUGAUGAGGCAAACUCAAGAAAUGCCACUCUAGAGCUUGUUUUUUUUAUAAAUGUAGAAUAUGUUCUUCUUCUUGUCUUGCCAAUUUAUCAGCGAACUUUCUUUCAAGAAAUUGCGCGGAAUAAAAAUAGAAUUCCAAGUAUUGCGUUGUGGAUUCUUUGCUAAAAUAGUGAGAAAGAGAAAUCAGCACAGUAUCGAUUAUACUAUCAAAUGGCUUAACAUAUUUUUUCUUAUUAAAUUUUUUCCACUGAAUUGCUUCGACAACAAAAAUGAUAUCCGCGAAACGCGGUCGCGCAUUUUUAUUUAACCAACGUACUUCUAGUUAUUUUACGCUGUCAAUCGAAUAACGCAAUUCCGUUACCAGAAAAAAACCAGCAAAGUUAUUCUACUUUAAUCGCCUAAAGCGCGAAAGAGUUAACAAUGUUAAUCGAUCACACCGAGACGCGAAAUAUCAGAGAGAGAAAUUUCCGGAGUGCGAAUCCUCAUCAAGAUUUUUUCGUAAAUUGAUACUCUCGCUAUCUCUCUCAGCCAUUCCAAUCGAAGAGAUUUAAACCGAAGUUUUGUUUCAAAAGAAGGAGACUAAUCGGGAGAUUUUGCAGAGCAAACAAUUUCUCGCGAUUAUUUCGGUCACGACAAUCGGUUCUCCAUCACGUCAAAUGAAAUAAUUAACGGUGAAUUAGCGCGACGAGAGGGACUUGAUAAUGUCACUUUACCUCGACACGUUUUGUCAACGCACGUCUCGUCUCGACAAAAGUGAUUAUCAUAAAAGCCGAUAAACGAGAUCCACGUCGGAAAGGUCGUAUUUUUGCAUUCGUGCGAUUCUCGAAAGUGAGUUUUCUUGGACAAUUUGUUUUAUUGAGCUAUAUAUUACGAUAUAUUGGUAGAAUACUGAUCAAUAAAAAUUCUAAAAUUUCAAAGCUUUUGCCAGAUUGGCGUGACGAUGACCACAAUUAUCGUCUGUAUGUAAAUAGGCCUAUAAAUACAUAACUCGACUAUAUAAAAAGCAAUGGCAAACCAUAUGAUAAAUUGAGGCGGAUGAUAGCGUAAAGCUGCUGAGCGUGUGAUCGUGAAAAGUAUAUAUAGGACAUGUAGGGAUAUAUAAGUGGCCUAAAAGUGAAAAGGAAGAUUGGUGGACAAGAAAGUGGAGGAAAUUGCAUUUUGCUUCGCGCUUGAAGAAUGUUGACGACAAUGUCCACGGUCUCGCUCGAAUUGAAUUCCUCCUAUUACACAACGGCGAUCGGCAACAGCGCGCUCGAAAAUGGAUUCUCAGUAAUUGAACCAGAGAACGCUACUUCCGAGCUGUACAUGCUUCCCGCCUACAUUCGAAUUACAUCCAUGGUAACCUGCAUUAUCGUCAUGAUAUUAGGAAUCGUUGGUAAUUUGAUGGUACCGUUAGUGGUUCUACAAGGCAAGGACAUGAAAAACAGCACAAACAUCUUCCUGGUGAAUCUUAGCAUCGCUGACCUGUGCGUGCUCGUCAUUUGCACGCCCACCGUACUCAUCGAACUACAAGCAGGACCACAAGUUUGGCCGCUCGGCGAGCACAUGUGUAAAGCUGUUCCAUUUGUAGAACUAACAGUUGCACACGCUUCGGUGCUUACCAUUUUGGCUAUUAGCUUCGAACGCUACUACGCCAUCUGCGAGCCUUUGAGAGCGGGGUAUGUUUGUACCAAAAAAAGGGCAACGUUGCUGUGUGUGUUGGCCUGGAUAACUGCAGCCAUGUGUACAAGCCCCAUACUACUUAUGGUGACUUAUGAGGUUGAGGAGUACGACGAUGGUACUUAUAUCCCAACGUGUACAACACCGGCUUCGUCGACGUGGAUGACAGGUUUUAUUCUGACCACCAUUCUGAUAUUCUUCGUCAUCCCUAUGUUGCUUCUAAUUAUCCUGUACACGGUGAUUGCCCGACACUUGAUGGCGAAUCCGGCGAUAAGUCGAGGGCCGGCAAACAAUCUGCUCAAAUACCGCAAGCAAGUGGUCCUAAUGCUUGGCACAGUCGUAUUAUGCUUCUUUUUGUGCCUUCUACCAUUUAAGGCCUUUACACUCUUCGUCAUAUCUGUUCCGCCAAAGAUAAUCGUCUCGCUCGGUAUCGAGGGUUAUUACAGCCUACUGUACUUCUGCAGACUCAUGUUGUAUCUAAACUCUGCGAUCAAUCCGAUCCUGUACAACCUGAUGUCGAGUAAAUUCAGAGAAGGUUUCCUCAAGCUAUGUGGCUUCGGACUCAUUAGGCAACGUAAAAAGAAAAGCAUGUCAGAGCGUACGGGCACUUAUACAACCGGAUCAACUAAUUGCAGCAGCAAUCACUCAGAUUUCUGGCGGCGGCACAGCAGCAACAAGAGCUCUAGCGUGAAGGUACCAAGCAACGAUCAUGCAUCUGUGGACAAACAGAUCAAGCUACCCUUGUUUACAACCGUCGUGACUGGAAAUAUCGCUAAAAAGAAGCAAGAGAGCUAUGUUUAACUCUUUACGAAUCGACUUCUAAACGUACCGAAGGAUAUUGUCUUACCGAAAGGUAGCCAAGUCAGAGAGUUCCGCUAGUUUUUAUUAUAAAAGAAGUGAAAAGUCUCAUAUAAGUACUUUUCCCAUUGUUAAAUCAAAUAUAAAUAAUCUAUUAAACGCUGUAAUAAUAUUAUAUUUUUGUAUAUAUAAAACUCUAUUUUAUUUCUUAUUUUUACAUAAGCUGGUCUCAAUUCCGGCCUUUUCAGUAUUUUUUCUUUAUUUAAAUGAAACGAGUGAUACAAUAUGUUUUUGAUGACGAGCUUAAAAUUGAUUAAGAUUAACUUCAAAUAAAAAGUAAUUAAUUAAAUUCAAAUUAAUUUUAGAUUAACAAUAUGAAAUCUUAAUCAAAGAUAUAUAUAUUUUAUUAUCCAUUUACUUUAAAUAACGUAAAAUUGCUAAAAAAAAGUGAGGAAACUUAUGUUACAAUCUAUGUGUGACUUGGAGAAUUCUUAUGUUGCAAUCUAAUAUUAAAGAUUUCUUAUAUGAGAUUUGUUUCAUUUUUUAUGUUUAUAUAAAUAAUAUUAUUUUUUCACUAUCUUUAUUCGUUUGAAAUUUCAAUUCUAUACAUUUCUCCUACCGACGUCUCGCUGCACGAGCCGCGCUCUCAUACGUUAAUAUCAAUCGUUAAUAACUCGGUUAUCGAUUAUUAUCGCAAAAUAGUACAGGAUUUUUCGACUCAGCUAAGUCUAAACUAUAUGCCAUUAACGAUGACACCCUGUAUAUUGUACCCUGAAAAUAAGAUAUUUUUAAUUCAUUAAUAGUUUAAAGUCUCAAAAAUUUAAUUCAAUUAGUUCAUUACGCUGAAUACAAAAAAUGCGUUAAAUCUUUUAUUUUAUACAAAAAAGAACAUUUUUAAAUGUUCGAUCACUGUGCAUUUAAAUAAUUAAAAAUUUUUAUUGAAUUUUUUCUAUACGCCAAUUGAUUUCGAGAGAAGUUGUAAUCCAUUAAAAUAUUGAACGCAAAUCAAAUAAUACGUGCAAUAAUGAAUUAGACUUUCUCAUAUUCUUUCAUAAAUACUGACUUUUGCACAUUAUUGCACAUGUAAAGUUCUUCAUGUGAUGAUUACAUUAGAUUAGAAAUUAUGUUUGUUCAUACUAAAUAACUUAAAAUGUUUCCUCGAUAGCAUUUUGUAACAAUGAAGUAAGAAACUGUUAAUUGUUAAAAUGAAUGUUCACUGUUAAAUGUUAAAUGUUUAUUGUAUCACCGUUAGAUUAAGAUUUGUAUAUUCGAACGAGAUUAGUACAAUAAUUGUGUCUUUAAGUGUAAUAACAGUCACUGUGACAAAACCGCGAUAACUUUAGUUCCUCGAUUUUCUAUGUGAUGUGUUGUAUAUUAUAUAUUUAUAUUAAUUAAGCAGUAUUAACUUGCACAAUAAAUUAAAAGAAUUCUUUGAGAGUUAAGAAAGUAGAAAAGUCGACAUACUUUUAUACGCAAACAUUACGUUCCUAAAUGCUUCAAUUGUAACAAAAUUAAUGUAGAUUUAAACAUAAGGUAGAAUAAAAAUAAGAAUAAACUAAUAUGUGAGAUAUAGGAAAAAAAAUGUAUUGUUGUAAAUAAGGAACUUAUUUUUAAGAGUUUCUUGUUAUCUUAUUUUUUACUAAUAGUUGGCAUACAGUUGUUUUGUUGUAUUCUAGAGAACACAAAUGCGCUCUGUGUGCUUCAACAAUGGGAUUAACAAUGGUAUCUUACCCACACCCACACCCACACCCACACCCACACACCCACACACCCACCCCCACACCCACACAGACACAGACACAGAGAGAGAGAGAGAGAGAGAGAUAGAAGCAUGAUAUUAUUAAAAAUUAGUAUAAAAAGUGAAAGCAAAAUUGCUUUUUAUGAUAAUAAAGUUCUCUAUAAAAGUACUCUAUAAAAUUCUCUAUAAAUAUACCAAAUUACAUUUUUCGGUUCAUCUUGUUAUAAAAUAUAUAGCAGAUAAUAUAAUAUUAUAAAUAUUUCUCAUAAUGCAGGCAUCUGAUAAGAAAUAUUUUUUAAUGAGACUGUAAAGAUUUAAAAGCAAACAAAAUACGGUCUUGCUCUUGAAAGUAUUAUUAACGCAAACUAGCAAAUCUCAUGUUAAAUAUUUUUUAGAAGCUUUUUUGUAUAACUAUUAUAAAAAUACUCAUAUGUUUUAAGUAUUUUUUGCAUUGUGAAAUCAACUGUUUCUUCUUUCUACAAUAAUAAAAUGAAAGUCUGACUUAAAUAUACAUUAGUAACAGAAUUAUGAUAUGUCGACACCACUGGCAACUUUAUUCAGUGAAAAACAACGUUUCGACCAGAAUUUCUGGCCCUCUUCAGGUUUCAAGUUAAUAUAUACAGUUAAUUACAAUGUCGUUUUCUUCCUAUAACCAAUCAAUAACGCAAAUUACACUACAAUUUAAUAACUUAAACAGGCACACAAUAUGAUUACAAUAAAAAUUCACUUCGAUAAAUUACAACAGAAUAACAUACUAACCAAAAAAAGGACAUCGCAUAAACUAUCGAACAAUGACAAAGAAUCACGUCCGUACUCGAUAAUGACAAGUCGAAGAAUGAUGUUUUCGGUGACGAAUCAAAACAGUUCUAAAUAUUUUUCAGUAUAGGAUCAUAAACACCCGGCAAGUUAUCAGUGUCCGUCUGUAGAUUGAUCGCAUUGUGAUGUCUUUUAAUAAAAAUCAUUUCCGCCA